AAUUUCAGCAGAAAACCUGACGAUUGCUCUAGAACCGGAAUGUGCGGCCAUCUACUGCAGUCAGCUCACACGUCAACAACUUGAAAUCGAUGGCGAUGGAGGAAAACUGCAGUACAUCGCGGCCCCGGACUCCGUGCUAAUGUUGGUCGACAUGGGAGGAGGUACAGUUGAUGUCACCACGGUUCGCGUUGGCAAAGGGGGACAACUGGAACAUGUACAGAUGUCAGGUGGCGGACCAUGGGGCGGUAUGAGGAUCGAUGACAAGUUCUUCACGAUGCUUAGAUACCUAAUUGGCCAAGACGUCGUGGACAAAUUUGUGACAGAGAAUGAAAUGGAUUACUUCGAUCUUAGGAUGGACUUCUAAACACAAAAAAGAGAGGUCAAACACCCAAGUGACUCGGAUUCCAGCCCACGAUUUCGACUCCGAAUUCCUGAUUCACUGAAAACUUUGUGGGAAAAGAAAACAAACAAAAAUAUUUCAGACAUUAUGAAACAAGAUCACAUGAGGGAAAAAGAUAUAAAGUUUGCAAAUUCGCGCCUAUCAUUUCCAAUAAAAAUCAUCCAGGAAAUGUUUGAUGAAGGUGUACAAGAAAUUUUGAAUUUCACAAAUAAGAUCCUUGUUUCCCCCCAAGUUAAAGGAUUGCCUAUUACAGCGCUGAUAGUUGUCGGAGGUUUUGCGAUGAUGAGCUAUGUGAUAAAGGCAUUGAGGCAGGAGCUUGGUGAAAAGAACAUCCCGGUCGUUCGUCCUCAGAUCACGGAGUUGGCCGUCUUGCUCGGUGCAGUUCUUUUCGGACAUAAGGAGGACAUCAUAACUUCCCGAAUAAUGCCGUACACGUAUGGCGUGUCGUGUACCAUGGAAUUUAAUGCGGAAAAACACAGUACUGAACACAGAUUUGAAGACGGCGGGAGGUUUUGGGCAUAUAAUUCGUUUCGGAAACACGUUACUCGCGGCCAGGCUGUAAAACUUGGAGAAUGGAUCGUGGACAAGGAUUACUUCCCUGAAGGUGAGGACCAAACGUCGGCGACUGUCUACGUCUUUGCCUCCGACAAAACGGAUCCCAAUCACAUUACUGACGAAGGGUGUCAGUUCGUUGGUCAGUUCCACGUGGAGUUUCCGAGAACUGUAGCUAAACCGAUGGCAAGAAAGGCGGUUACAGUAGCCAUGCGAUUCGGAGGCACGGAGUUAGAGGUUAAAGCUACAAGUAGUGACGGGAAAACAUACAAGAAAAAAAUAACAUUUUAAACUAUAUAAAAUGAAUUUUGUAAAAAAAAUGACGCUUAAAAGCACAGAGGUGUGUCG
Molecule: messenger RNA, 1300 nt
Organism: Dreissena polymorpha
Lineage: Eukaryota; Metazoa; Mollusca; Bivalvia; Myida; Dreissenidae
Product: heat shock 70 kDa protein 12B-like
Exons: 3
Coding region: 488-1243 (251 amino acids)
Source: RefSeq, a predicted model, not a curated record